This is a messenger RNA of Rangifer tarandus platyrhynchus (Svalbard reindeer), 3144 nucleotides long. The record is from the annotation of a GenBank genome assembly. NCBI's taxonomy places the organism in Eukaryota, Metazoa, Chordata, Mammalia, Artiodactyla, Cervidae.
AUGGAGGGGCUGCUGCACUACAUCAACCCAGCACACGCCAUCUCUCUCCUCAGCGCCCUCAACGAGGAGCGGCUCAAGGGGCAGCUGUGCGACGCACUCCUGAUCGUGGGUGACCAGAAGUUCCGAGCUCAUAAAAACGUCCUGGCUGCCAGCAGUGAAUACUUCCAGAGCUUGUUCACCAACAAGGAGAACGAGGCACAGACUGUAUUCCAGCUGGACUUCUGUGAGCCAGAUGCUUUCGACAACGUCCUGAACUACAUCUAUUCUUCGUCUCUGUUCGUGGAGAAGAGCAGCCUGGCUGCCGUGCAGGAGCUUGGCUACAGCCUGGGCAUCUCCUUCCUGACGAACAUCGCCUCCAAGACGCCCCAGGCCCCCUUUCCCACGUGUCCCAACAGAAAAAAGACUUUCACUGAGGAUGAGGAGAACAGUUCUCAAAAGAGAAGCGUCAUCGUUUGUCAGAGCAGGAAUGAAGCCCCUGGGAAAGCCGGGAGUCAGAACACCCCUGAGCUGAGCCACCCUCCCCGGCCCUCCCCCGGCAUCGCGGUCAAGGCAAACGCCAGUAAGCCCCCCGGCCCCAAUCCCACGGAGCCCCUGCACCACGUGGCUCCAGCUGAAAAAAGCUGGCCGAAAGAUGGCCCCGCAGUUCUGGCGAGGCCGCCUGAGCUCGCCGGGCCUUCAGAGGAGCCAAGCCGGGGUGGCCUGGCCAAGCGGGCCGUGGCACCGCCUUCGAAGCCCCCACUGGACCGGGCGGCCGUGGACGAAAGACCAGGCGCCAGCGCCCUGCUCCCCAAAGGGGUGGCCGUGGAGCUGGCACUGCGGAGCCCGCGGCCGCCCGUCCUAUCCCUGCGGGGCUCGCCCGAGACGCCCUUCCUGCUGAAGGAGGGGGGCCGAGGCAGCGGGCCGGGCGAGGACCGGAACCUGCUGUACUACUCCAGGCUGGGGCUGGUCAUCCCGGCCGGAGCGCCGGCGCCUGGGGCCCAGGGUGUGGACCGCAGCGGCCCGCUCGUCAAGAGCCUCCUGCGCCGGUCACUGUCCAUGGACAGCCAAGUCCCUGUGUACACACCCACUGCUGAGCUGCAGCCUCCCCCAGGCGGAGGCUCGGGCGAUGUGGCGGGCAGCGUGCUCUGCGCCUUCUCUUCUCAGAGGCCGCCCUCCAAGGACGGGGGUGAGACGGCGGCCCCCGACGCCCGGGCCCCUGCCCCGCAGCCUCACCGCCUCAGGUCCUUCAGCGCCUCUCAGCCGGCUGAGCGGCCGGGAGCGCCCCUGGGGCCGGAGGUGCGGGUCAAGGCCGAGCCGCGCAGCCCCCCGGAGCCAUGCGACAUCAUUCGUGUCACCGUGGGGGAUGCCGCGGCCUCCACGAGAGACCUGGCCCUACAGACAGAAGACGACCGGAAAGACCCCAGCAGACUCCCGGCCAAGAGGCGGUUCCAGGCGGACAGGAGGCUGCCAGCCAAGCAACCGAAGGCUGAGAGCCCAGGCUCACCUGGGUCGGGAGACCCCCGUGAGGAGGGCUCGAGCCCAUCUGCCCUCCAGGCCGACUUCCCAGGCUCUGACUUGAACAAAGACGAAUUCGGUGAGUUGGAGGGCAUGAGACCAAACAAAAAGUUUAAAUGCAAACAUUGCCUUAAAAUCUUUAGAUCCACGGCGGGCCUACAUCGGCACGUGAACAUGUACCACAACCCCGAGAAGCCGUACACCUGCGACAUCUGCCACAAGCGCUUUCACACCAACUUCAAAGUGUGGACGCACUGCCAGACGCAGCACGGUGUGGUGAAAAAUCCGGCUCCGGCCGCCAGCUCCCAUGCUGUCCUGGACGAGAAGUUCCAGAGGAAGCUCAUUGAUAUAGUGCGAGAGCGGGAGAUCAAGAAGGCGCUGAUCCUGAAGCUGCGGCGCGGCCGGCCGGGCUUCCAGGGCCCUGGCAGCUCCCCAGCGCAGGUCCUCAAGCGGGGCCUGCGCUCUCGGGCCAAGGGCGCGUAUGUGUGCACGGCCUGCGGGAAGGCCUACCGUUUCCUCUCCCAGCUCAAGCAGCACGUGAAGAUGCACCCGGGGGAGAAGGCGCUUGGGGCUGCCAGGGCCGCGCGGCCCAGGGAGCGCGUGGCCCCCGGGGGCGCAGCGGGCAGCCCGGAGCUCUAUCUGUGCCGCCUCUGUAACGCCAAGCUCUCUUCUCUCCUAGAGCAAGGCAACCACGAGCGCCUGUGCCGCACUGCUACCGUGUGCCCCUACUGCAGCCUCAGGUUCUUCUCGCCCGAGCUCAAGCGCGAGCACGAGAGCAAGUGCGAGUUCCGCAAGCUCACGUGCCUGGAGUGCAUGCGCACCUUCAAGUCGGCCUUCAGCAUCUGGCGGCACCAGGUGGAGGUGCACAAUCAGAACAGCAUGGCCCCGGCCGCCGGCACCUCCCCACCCCGGCCUGACCUCAAUGGUGAGGCCACCGGCCCUGCCCGGCCCCCUGUCCCGCCCGAGCCUGGCCGAGCCGACCACGCGGCCCCUGCCACCAAAGACGACCCCGCGGGGGGUGGCCGCGGUCCUGAGCCUGUGAACUUUGACUCGGAAGACUCCACCUGCCUCCCCGAAGACCUCAGCCUCUCUAAGCCGCUGAAGAUCCAGGUCAAAGAGGAGCCACCAGAGGAGGCCGAGGAGGAGGCGCCCGAGGCCAGCGCGGCCCCCAAGGACCUGUGGCCCUGCGAGAAGUGCGGCAAGACCUUCCCAACACCUAAGCAGCUGGAGCGGCACCAGGAGCUACUGUGCUCUGUGAAGCCCUUUAUCUGCCACGUCUGCAAUAAGGCUUUCCGCACCAACUUCCGGCUCUGGAGCCACUUCCAGUCCCACAUGGCCCAGGCCUCCGAGGACCCUGCGCACCGGGAACCCGAGGCUGGCCCAGGCCCCACCGGCUCCCCGUCACCACCCCCGCUGCCCCCGCCGCUGCCCAAGAUUCAGCCCCUGGAGCCCGACAGCCCCACAGGCCUGCCCGAAACCCCCACUCCCACUGCCGAGAAGCUGUUCGCUCCCCGAGAGUCAGACACGCUGUUCUACCACGCGCCCCCCCUCUCCGCCAUCACUUUUAAAAGACAGUUCAUGUGUAAGCUCUGCCACAGGACAUUCAAGACGGCCUUCAGCCUCUGGAGCCACGAGCAGACCCACAACUGA